This is a messenger RNA of Lymnaea stagnalis (great pond snail), 5587 nucleotides long. The record is from the annotation of a GenBank genome assembly. NCBI's taxonomy places the organism in Eukaryota, Metazoa, Mollusca, Gastropoda, Lymnaeidae.
AUAAAAUACUUAUCAAUACGCCACAAUGUUCCACUGCAAAUAAAUAAAGGAAAAUUAAAAACCAAAAUAGUAAUGGCGAAAUCGCCAACAAAAUUUGAUACAUCUACGUUGACAAAUGCCUUAAAACAGGUGUACUAUAUUCAUAAAAAUAUUGUGGCAGGUUUGUUUGCAAAUUUGUUAUUUUAUUUAAAUUUAGUUUUAUGUUUAGUUUGUUAUUUUAAAUUUAUUGAAUAGGGCCUAUCCUAUGACUAUGACCUAUAUUGGAUGUAAAAAGUAUAUUGUAUAUUAAUUACUAUUUUGAAUAUUGUAUGUAUAAAGUAUAAUAUAAUGUAACCCCAUGACAGAUUUUCAUAAUUAGUAAACUUAUAAAAAUGUUUAUAUAAAAGUUUAUUUGUAAAAACUCAGAGUUCAGAGUAAAAGUAAAAGGUAGUGUAACAUCUCUUUUUUCACAAAUGUAAUUAUGCCAAUACCAUAAUAUAGGAUUUAAUUAUAUUGUCAUCCACGUGUAAAAUUAUACACACCCUAUUUCCUACCUGCGAUUUGUAUGUACCCAAGAAGGUUAAUUAUUUAUCAAACUCAUUCGUUUAUUUUGAGACGUAUCUUGUGCUGCCUGGGGCGAAAUGAACAUACUGUUACAUACUCAUAUUUGUAAAAAGAGAAUGUAACAUCUAUUUUUUCACAAAUGUCAUGAGUCAUACCAUACAUAGGCUAUGACAUAGGAUUUAAUUAUAUUGUAAUACACAUAAAAAUGUACACAUCCUAUUCCUACCUCUGGCCUCUGGUGUUUAUUGGCCCAAGAAGUAGAAGUUUAAUAAUUAUUUAUCAAACUCAUUCGUUUAUUUUGAGACGUUUCUUGUGUUGCUUGGGGCAAUAUGACACCCCCCCCCCCAGAUUUAUAUAAAACUACUUAAAUCUUACACCCGGUUGUAGUCCCUUCCAUACCGAAACUAAUCUACUUUGCUCUUCUAAUAAUGUUUAAUACUCUAAUGGGCUGAGAUUCAAUCUCUUAUAGCCCUGGCUAUUAUUGUGGCAGCUUGCCUCUUCUGGUGGGCAUCGCCGUAAAUCAUAUCUUCAAGGCAGGCCCUUGGGUCUCGACCCCCCUGCCCCUUCCCAGCAUUGGGCCAGGCAACUACCAGAUGAGCCACUGUCUCCUCUGCCUGGCCACAGAAUCGGUAGUUUGGUUCCCUCCUGUUAUCAAGUUUAUGGAGGUAGCUGUGCGUUGCGCAAUGACAUGUCACUCUUGCUUGGUUGCAGCAUUUUCCGGUACAGCUGUCGUCCAGUUUCUCCUGUGGCCGAUUCGCUGAAAAACUUUUCACGAAAGUGGUCUUUCAACCAAGCAGUGACUCCCAGCUGAGUCAUCGGCUUAUCAGGUUGCGGCUGGGCCUCGCCUUUGGCCAAGAAGUUUGCCCUGUCAUGCUGCAUCACCUCAACGUGCGAAACAAUAAACUGCAAGGUUACUUUGCCGCUUUUGGCUUUUAUUCUACCCACUGUCUCCAGUAUGGAAUUUACCAUCGUGGUCUCUGUAGAGACCCUUCCCACUUGCUUGCAAGCAGAGCGUGAGUCGGUGAAGACCACAGCGUCCGGAUAGUUUUUUUUCUUUUUGCUAGGCGUUGGUGGACUCUCUUAAGAGCAACCAAUAUUGCCGCGAUCUCCACAUUGAGGCUUGAUCUAUUUUUCCCACUGGGUCCAGACAGCUCCUCGGUUGGGGCUAUCUUUCUGGGAUACUGGCUAAGAGCACCGUAGCCACUACGUUCUUCCCUUGCGAAACAUGAGCCGUCUGUGAAGACUUUUACCAGGCUGUCUGGGUAAGCGGUAAUCGUUUUUGCACUACCUCUAGUAAUCAAUUAUAUUUAUUAAUUUUACUUUUAAGACGGGGAAAAUACAUUAUCGGUUUUGUAAUAUCCGGUUAUUAAAUCAAAGAAACCUAAGAGUUUUGGCUAACAUAGACGAUUCGCGUUAUGACAUCAUUUGCGUGAUUAUUUAGAACAAAUUAAUUUUAUUUUUAUUUCGCAAUAUUAGCAAUGCACUAAAAACUCACAAAAGCAACUGAUGUUUGGGUUUUCCCGAUAAAAGUGAUUACGGUGUAAAUCCUUGAUCAUAAUUUUGUUAUUUUAUUUUUUAUCAUAACUUUCAAAGGCAUUUUAUAUGCCUUAAGAUAGUUCCUUAGUUUUUACUUUAAAUGUAUUUCUUAUUUAUAAUAAUAAUACAUAAUUACUCAAAUAAAAGCAGAUAUAUAAUAUUUUUUGCCAUUUAAAUUUAUUUGAUAUCCGUAAAAUAAUAGAAAAUAACUAUGAUCGUUUUAAAGAAUCCGAAAGUAGUUAAAUCUUUUCGGUUCUUUGGCGUUAUGGUCAGCCUAGCUCAUUAUUAUAUAUAUGCUUCAGUUUCAUAGUCUCUUAAUGUCAAAAUCUGAAGAAAAUGAUUUCACUGGCCAUUCAGAUUCUUUUUUAAAGAAAUAACUAGGUUUUUCUUCUCUUAACUUUUGUUCCAAUUAGAUAAUCUUUCUUAAAAUCUGCAUGCCCUGACUUGUGGUGUCACUGCAGAUUGCACUUUUCAAUAACAGAAAGAGAAGUCUGGCAUAUCAAACACACUGGCUUUUCAUUAAACAAUGAAAACACAAAUUCCACUUCCCACGAAGCUUUAAAAGUAGCAAGUCUCUUCUGUAUCUUGUCAUUUUGGCUUUUUCUUUUUAGAAAUAAAAAUGCUCUCAAGAAUUGUUCUUAUUGUCUCUCAGAAUUUCUCCCUGACUGAAUUGCGCUUACUGCAAACACAUCUUUUAUCCUGCUUUUGACUCAUGGAAUUGAUCAUACUCUGAUCAUUGAAUACCAGGUACAAGUUUGAUAUUGUCUACAAAUACAUGGUGGACAUACUGCCCCAUCCUAUUUCAUUUCAACUUGUGUACAUUUCCUUUCAGUCAUUUGCGACAUCUUUAGUGCCUCAGAUCUCACCUUGUUAAUUCCUGUCUUAUUGUUAUCAUCCUAUAAAGGCCAGUCAAUUUAGCAUGUGGUGUUCACAUAUCUAAUUCAUAUGAACCAGUCCCCGUGGUGAGAAUGGAUAUUUUUUCAAUAACCAGCUAGCUACAAUUCAAGUUUCCAAAUUCACUAUUCCCAUUGCCUUUAAUAAUUAAACAUGUACAUUCCACCCCACCCCAUUUGAGGCCAGUCAAAGCAGCAGAAAAGCUUAAAAAUUAGUAACCAAUUUCAUGUCACCCCAUGUUCCCACUACUUUGAUCUGCUGAAGCGCUCAACAUAAAUUACUGUUACCUGUCAAGCAUCCUUCUCCAUUUUCCAUAACACUUCUUUUUUCAAAUGCCACCGCUUCUCCUGUGCUCUCAAAAUAUUUUCCAACAACACUGAAUCAAGAAAUGUUGCUUGAUAUUUUUCCAUCUAAAUCACCUGCUUAUUAUUUUAUACAAAUGAUACAAAUUUCCCAAGCUCUGCCGGGCCAUUUAAAACCAGUCUGCAGGCUGCAUGCGGCCCACGGGUUGGAAAAAACUACUACUCUAGUCCAUCAACCCUAUCUGGACUUAGCUUCCCUGGUCCUGUCUUUCUUUACCUGCAGUCUGCAAGCAAAAGAAGGGAGUCUGGAUUUCAAUACUGGUACAAUGCUUUAAAUUUUGUACAUGAAAAACAUAUUUGAUACAAACCCUUUUAGUAAUUAACAGGGAUAAUUUUUUAAUUUAAAAAAAAAAUUAAAAUUAUAAAAAUUCAUUUAUGACAGAUCUUAAUGCCAAACUAGAUGUCCUGGCAGAUGAAAAUGGAAAACUUCAAGCUCAGAAGUCAUCUGGAAUGUAAGAUCAAAUCAUAUGGUUGAAAUCAAUAUUGAUCACUUUGUGAAGUUUGUGGCCGCUAAGUAAACAAUACAGAGUCAAGUGUGAUUUGUUUUGUUUCAUUUAUUAUUGCAUUGUAUUAGGCAUAUGCGCCUGAAUGCAAAAUUUCAAAAUCGUCUUAGAUCUUGUAACCAUCAAGUUAUGAUUGAUUAAGCAUGUUUUUAAGUUUGUGUGUUAAGUUGACCUGCACCUGAAAGUAUUUCCUAUAAUUGCCAGGUCAGGAGAAUGUUCAUCUUGCCAUCUUCUCAAAGAUAUGAACCAAAGGUUGCAAGAAACAUUCAACGCUCUACUCAAGGAUAAGGAAGCAGCCAUCAAAAGCCUUAGUACAAAGUUUUUCACCUACUCAGCCUAUUUAUCCUCAAUAAAACUUCAAAAAUACCCAUUUCAGUUUUAAAAUUAUUUAUCCUAACGUCAAGUUCAAUAUGUUGUUAACCUAUAUCCAAAAAUAAAGUUAAAAAAAAAAAAAAAAUUACAAAAUAUUCACUGUUCUCAUUUUCUUCAAUUUAAGCUACAUUUUUGAAGUUGGUGUUAAUUUUCACCUCUAUAAUGCAUAAUGAACAUAUUAUUGUAAAAUUUAUACAGCCGCCAAGCUUGGUAAAGUCUCAAAGGAAAAUUCUGGGAAGGACUUAGACACAUCAGAAAAUUUGGAGAGCAGUGAACUACUUGAAAAUAAAUUAACAAGAAGAGAGGGGGAGUCACAUGAAGCUCAAAGGGAAAAGAAUGAAAAUCACGGUGUUAACAUCAAUGAUGAGAACAACGACACCAAAACGCAUUCCAAACUCCAGCUGCUGAGACAGGGCAAGAGGUCCAUACGUUACAUUGAGGUAAUAUCAGAUUGGCAAAUAUGAUACCUUUUUAGCAUGUGGUUAGAGAAUUAAAAAUAAAGUUGCAAUAAAGUAUUUGCUGCAUUAAAAAUGAGAACAUCUUACAUGCAGGUGGUAACAAUACAAAAACUGUGAAUUUCUUUGAGCUUACAUCAUAUUUAUCUUUAAAGAAUUUGAUCUAAACUCUCCCAGAGCAUACUUGUUAAUCCCCACAGAACACACUUGUAAAUACCCCCCCACCCAACCAGAACAUGCUGGUUAAUCCUCUCAGAACAUACUUGUUAAUUAUCUCAGAACAUACUUAUUAAUCCUCCCAGUACAUACUUGUUAAUCCUCUCAGAACAUACUUGUUAAUCCUCCCAGAACAUACUUGUUAAUCCUCCCAGAACAUACUUGUUAAUCCUCUCAGAACAUACUUGUUAAUCCUCGCAGAACAUACUUGUUAAUCCUCGCAGAACAUACUUGUUAAUCCUCUCAGAACAUACUUGUUAAUCCUCCCAGAUCAUACUUGUUAACCGUCCCAGAACUUACUUGUUAAUCCUCUCAGAAAAUACUUGUUAAUCCUCUCAGAACAUACUUGUUAAUCCUCCCAGAACAUACUUGUUAACCCUCCCAGAACAUACUUGUUAAUCCUCCCAGAACAUACUUGUUAAUCCUCUCAGAACAUACUGUGGUAAUCCUUAUCUAAAUGCUCACAAAAUAAACUUUGUUAACCCUGAUUUAACUGCUUACCGAAUUCAAUUUGUUAAUCUUGAUCUUAAUCAUAAUCACAAAGGCAACUUUUUUUUACUCCAGGAAGUCCCUAAUCCCAAACGUAUGAAGGUCUCACCUACUGACAACCCAGGAAGACUGACAGUCCACCACCACAGCAGUAACUUGGCUUCUGUCAAAUGGGCUGCCAUGUUGGUACCUGAAACUGAACCUGACGAAUUACAGA